Messenger RNA from Hyaloperonospora brassicae, 1224 nucleotides. Lineage: Eukaryota; Oomycota; Peronosporomycetes; Peronosporales; Peronosporaceae. The record is from the annotation of a GenBank genome assembly.
AUGAGCUGGAACCCGCAGCGCUGGGCGCCCAUCGUCCUGGACACGACGCCGGAGAGCGGCUCCGAGUGUCUCGACCGACCAGAGCUGCUGCUGUUGGGUGCAGUAGGGGCAAACGCCUUUGCCGUGGACAGCGUGCAGUCCGUCAAGUGCAGCAUCACGACGCCGCCCCAGUCUCCGGCACUCGACGUCGAGCAGCGCCGAUCCAGACACAAUGCCAAUGAACGCCGACGGACGAACGCGCUGAAGAUGCGGCUCUUGCACAUGCGAGAAGAGAUGGAGACGCUCGAGGACCAGCGGUCGAAGCUGAAGAAGCGCGACCCGCUGCUGCAAAGCCCAGUGCUGCUGGACACGAUGACGCUCAUCGACGAGCUCCGACAGGAGCAGCAGGAGCUCAACAAGAAGCUGCGUGCGUGUGACCUGCAGAACAGUACGUUCCAGACGAUCGUGUCCGAGUUCGGGGCCAAUGCGUCGUCCUUCGGGGUCGAAGACGAUCGAGAGGAGACGGCAGAGCACACGGACGUGCACCACGAGCGACUCGCGCCGGCGCCGAUCUUCCAGCGCGUGCUCUUCCGUCGUCCCUUGUCGCUCGAUGCCGUCAUGGCGUGUGUGAAAGAGAGCUACGAGUCCAUCAUGGCGUUCCGUGCCGAGCGCGACUUUGAGUCCCUCGACGAGGAAGUGCUGGGCUGGAGUGACAAGCGCCUCUUGAACGCCAGGUCGCUGCGCUUUAUGCUGUCGCAGCAGUUCGAGUGCGUGUCGCCAUCGGAGCUCGUGUACAAGACGUGGAACAUCCUCACGCACCUGGACCUCUACCGGUCCAUGCAGCCGCGCACGGUGGCCCUCGAGCUGCUUCAGCGGGUGACUGACGACUGCGUCAUCGUGCGUCUGAGUGUGAGCAACGGCGACAAAGUGCACCACUCGAUUCUGCUCAUCGCGCGCGGACGGAUUGACGGUGGCUACCUCAUCACAUACCGCUCGAUCCCGCUAUCGUUAGGGCAGCAGCAGUUUGCAGCGAUGGAGGGCACGUACGUCAAUCUCUUCAACUGGUACGUGUUUCUGGAGAAGGGGACAUUGACGGGCGUCUCAGCGUGCGAAGUGACUUUCGGCGGCAGCGUUGAGAACCAGUCGAUCGAGUACCUGCGGUACCUCAUGAUGGAAGUCGUAGCGGGGGUCGUGCGCUGGCAGACGGCAGUGGGUCAUAACAAGUUUCGUCUAUCGCAGAGUUGA